GCGAAGCCAUCAAUAUCUGUCCCACAAAGGAGAUUACAGCAUCCAUGGGACAGAUUAGGUCGCCUAACUAUCCAAGCAACUACUGCUCACACACUGAUUGUACCCUCACAAUCAAACAGCCCUUGGACAGAAACUUUACUUUCACUUUCACCAAGCUUGAUAUUGAGAGUGAUCAUAAUGACGGUAGGUAACAUAAUUUAUGUUAAACUUUAUGGCAUGUUUUAAAUCUGCGCAGCUAAUUGGGAAACUCCGACGACUGAGAUUUGCAUGUAAUUGUUAAUGCUGAUAAAAUCAUUGGGCAUAUAUUGCCCAAGGAUAAAUUGAUUAAUUUCGAUUAAAUUUGAAUGAAGAUUGGAUGAGAAAUAAGCAACUGUUUUCCAGGCCUAGUAAACUAUGCACUGUACAUAAUCUGACGGAGUUAUGCAGUCUCUGAGUGCCCUCUAGUUUACAUAUUAUUAUUUAUUUAAUAUAUACAAUAUCCACUCACUUACUUUACAGAAUUCAACUGUCAUGAUUACCUCAUUAUAUCUGGAGGUUCAUCAAAAAAAUUCUGUGGCACCACCACUCCAGUGCCAUUUGUACUUGGCCUGAAUGUCGUCACACUGAGAAUGGUAACAGAUGGUAGUAUUGAACAAAGCGGUUUUGAUCUCAAUUUCACCACCGUUCAGAGUAAGCAAUAUUUUAGGUGUGAUCAGGGGCGGCAGAGGGAAAUAAGGCGUCAGAAGACUUUUCUUAAAUUGGGAGGGAGGGCGCCAAAAAACUCCCAGUUCCUAUAUUAAAGUGACCCUCGACUGCAACCUCCUUCCCAGGGCUUUCGUAUGAGGACGAGGGCAGAGACAAGAAAGCCCUGGUCUGGGCCGGUUAAUUUUGCAUUAUGAUUGACUAACACCAUACUGUCUAAAAAUAACUGAACUUGACAGUUGACAAUAACAAUUCAACAUUUGUAUUUUUAUGAUUCUUGUGUGGACGAGUAUGUUUUGCAAAAUAAUCUUUCAAAGUAAGACGUUUUCCCGACUGCAUAAUUUACUUUCGCCUCGGCCGGUUACAAAACUCGAAAGCCGUGUCGACGUGAGCUGAGCUGAGACGUGAGCCUGACAAAACAAGAAACGUCUACUAUUAUCUAAGCUGUAAUUUUCUUGUACAGUAUUUAUAUAAAUGUAGUGCAGAUGUCUACGCGUAUUUCAUUGUAGUCCUAGUCCCCGAGCCGACGGUGCGAAGCCCCGUGCGAGGGUACUAAUUCCCCCCGGCUAUUUACAUCCGGAAAAACGAAAGCAUUAGCGAAGUCUAAAGUUCAUCAAUUAUCGCGGGCGUGGGUCACCAAGGAGGCGGACUGUCAUGAAUGGCGGACACUGAUUGGUCAAAUUUAAAUUUUGCAUUAUAACGACUGCAUGACGACAGCGAAAUAGCAAGCAUUUCUUGAUUUGAUGAUUAAAUUGAUAAAUUUCUUGCAAAUAUAUUUCAUUUUUGCUCGCAUUUUGGCAAGAUUUUGUAAAUUUCAAUAGGUUUCUCAGAAAGAAAGGGCCAAAGAAUCGGCUAAAAGAAGGGAGCCGACAUUAACUAAGGUAAGUUUGUUUUAAAUAUUGAUUUUAGAAUGACUUUAAGACCCGACAGCCUUUGUGUGUAUGAAACAACUAUUACAAGACAGGAUAUAAUUUCAGUGUAUCUUUAAUAAAAUUGAUUCCCUUUUUAUUAUAUUGAUUUUUUUAAAUAAAAAAGAAAGCAAAGUCAUUUGCAAGCGAGAAUUUGAAAUCAUUUUAUUGCAAACUCAAAGUUUAUCGAUAAAGCCAUUUAAUUAAAGCCAGGCAGUUUAGUUAUAUAAAGAACACUUUAAAACGUUUUGCGAAGCGUUUGUGGUUGAAUUUCACCUUAAAUUAAAGCUUAUAUUACGUAUAAUAAACAUACCUAACAUAUAUAUGUUGGGAAAUUGAUAAUUCUGUAAUUAAAAGUGAUAUUUUUAGGCGAUUUUUCAUUUGUAAGAAUAUUCUUAAAAAUUAUCGUGCUACCAUGACAACUACUUUAGAUACUUCAUGUUCGGAAAAUACAAUGGUUUUGUCAGCAAGGCGAGGGUUUCUGCAUGGAUGUAUUUUCUAGUACUAUUUUAUACUGACAAUAAAAGCAAGACAAACAAUUCAAUGAAACUACUAAAUUAAUUUAGGCCCUGUUUACCUAGUAGCUUUACGCCUAGGCCGAUGUAGUCUCUACAAGAUUCGUCACGUGACCGAGUUUUACAGUUCCAGAAUACCCCGAAUACUUGAAAAUUGCGAUUAUACGAUAAAAUAAAACAAAGAGUGUGAAGGGGAUAAAAUUUGUAGGCAAGCAUUGCAUUGAACGGCAAGUGUUGGUGUCCGGCGAAACAAGGGAAUCCGUAUUUUUCUGUACAGCGUAAAUAGGUUACGCGAGGUUUUAUAUUUGUGUUUAUUUAUAUCGAACUAAGUCAGCUAUAUAAGAGCAUAUUUAGAAACUAAGUAUUAAAGGCAAUAGCCAUAUUGUUCAAGACAACAUACGGAGUCUUCAGAGAUUUCAGCUGAUUCGUGCCAAACUUCGCUACACAUAAAUAAUAUCGAUUGAGAAGUCUUUUGGCUGUUUAUUAUUUCAUUAAAGAAUAUCUCGCCACUCCUUGACGACUAGCUGUCAAAUACUGCCAUUUUUGGGGUAGCUACGUGACCAUCCUAGACCAGGGCUUUCUCGUCACUCCCCUCGUCCUCAUACGAAAGCCCUGGGAUCGAGGUUGCCUUGGCUGUUGAUAUAUUGAGGUGGCCGGAAAUUGCAGAGAAAAAUGGUCAUGUCGCAGAGCAUUAAUUACAUGACAUUGAGGGCUUAGUCAAGAAUUCCCGGCGCUUUUGUUUUGCUUUAUUCUCACUUAUUUGUGGAGACCAGUGUUGUAAAAAUUACCCAAAAGCUAAUGAGUAAAAAUUGUUUCUCCGGAAAAGUAAUUAUUAUAAAUCAAAUCUUAAUUUCUUCAAAAGUUCUUAUUCUUAUUCUUAUUAUUCUUAUUAAUCAAUUGAUAAUUUACAUAUCAAGUGUUACAAAACAAUUUUGAAAUAUAUUACAGGUUUUUAACAUUAAAAAUUUUUAGGUUAUAUUAAAAUUGCAAAGCUAAAUUAUAUCUAAAAAUACAUGUAUUGAUAAAACUAUUUUUAAAACGAUCGGUAGAAAUGUUUGGUCACUGUGCCUCUUGUGUUCUAAGUUUAACUGUAUAUUCUUUCAUUUUUGAACAGAUUUCUCUUAACGGAUGAUUGUUUUGUGUACACAGCUUUUCAAACAGCUUUCUAUCUGUCUGUUCUAACAGUAUAUUAAUAUAUAUUUGUUCAAAUGUGUAUCUUACGGAUAUCGAAUACAAUUAAUGAAAAGAAACUUUGAUUUACAAAUACUAGAGUUUAAUCUAGGUUAUACCAAUAAACGGAAAAUUUAAAAAAACUUGAAGGAAUGACUAUCCUGUGGAUUGCGCUCUUUCAUCCCUUCGUGCAAUUUAUUGGCAUGGAAAAAUACAUCUAUAUAUCAAAUAGUAAUACCUAUCACAAAAUAGUAUGCCAAAGAUAUAUUUCACUUUUUGCUACAUCCUGUGUAAAUAGAAUAUUCCUAUCCUUAUUUUUUCUAGCAACUGGUUUACCCCCAGCAGUGAGUGUGUGUCCGACCAGGUCAAUCACCCCCAGUGCUAUUGGUCGUGUCCAUUCCCCUGGAUUCCCUAAUAACUAUGGCGCCAAUCUGAACUGUAAGCUUACCUUGGACGUGCCUUCAAAAAAGGCAGUUGAAAUUUCCUACAACUUUUACCAUAUUGGAUGUAAGUAGAACCGUAAUUUAUGUAUAGGUUAUUUUGAGGCAACGAGGGGAUAUGUGAUUUAUUCACCGAGGCGCCUAGCGCCGAGGUGAAUAAACACAUAUGCCCGAGGUGCCUCAAAAUAACGUACUUAUUUCUCACACUGCGAGGUCGCGUUAAUGAGUCAGAAUAGAAAUAAUUCUUAAUGCCAUAUUGCCUUCGUUAUGUUGUUUUUUUUCUCAUUUUUUGUGCUGCAGAGACAUUGCAGGUGAAUAUUAGAGGGGAUUAUUAAUUGCAGGUGAAUAUUAGAGGGGAUUAUUAAACGGAAAUUGAUUAGAGGGGAAUAUUGAAUAUAUUCCCCGAUAAGAACAGAGGAAACCGAGCAGGGUGAAAAAUAAGCUAGUGAAUGAUAUUUCCAACUUCAGUAUAUGUGAAUGAUAUUUCCAACCUAUAUAUGUGAGGGAAAAACCUUACUAAACUGAUUCAGAUUACAAACCAAGAGCUCAGUGUUAUAUAUACCCCCCACAAUUAAUUUUUGGCCCUCCCCAUUUUGCCCCUCCCCCCCGAAAAAAUAUUAUUAGUCACUAAGAGCGACUAAAGGCUACACAAGCGUUUUGGAGUUUUUUUCGGAAAAUGUAUGGCUUAUAAGUUGUCAUUACUCAUUAGUGAAUGCGCGCAUAUAUGAAACUGUUUUUACAGUUUCAAGAUUAGUUUGUAAAUCACUGAAUGGUAAAACUUGCCAAUACUCCAAUAAUACGUUUCAAAAAAGACAAAAAAGCUUUAGUUUUGCAGAGUUAAAUUCUCAAACGUGUAAGGCACUAAUAAGAUGAAAGUAUCACGAACUUAUUUGAAUAAACCACAUCGCAUAUAUGGGGGAGAAGGCGAAUAUCCUAAAGGGGGCGAUAUUCCCUCGCCCCCCUUUUGUGAGGGGGGAAUCUCCUGGGGGGAGAGAAGGGGGAAUCUCCUGGGUGGAGACCUUUUUAAACUCUCUAAUCUCCCCCCACUCCAAAAUAAAAUAUAUAUGAGUUUGCCCCUCAAAUCCCCUCCCCCCCAAUUAUGAGGCUAGCGCCGCCACUGCACCUGGUUUAAAUCAAACAAACUUUUGUUAACUCUGAAGAAAACUAAAUGUAUUAUUUUCUGUGCUAGAAACAAGCACUAUACAAAAACAACUGCAUGAUAUUAAGGUAGAUAACAAACUCAUCGAACAGGCUAGUUCCGUAACAUUCCUUGGUGUUCAUAUUCAUGAAAAUCUUGAUUAGAAGUCACAUAUCAAUAGCGUUUCUCUAAAAAUGUCAAAAUCAAUUGGUGUUAUAAAUAAUAUUAAGUCAUUAAUUUAAUUUCAGCCACAGCACGUCGAUCACAAUACUGCACGCUUGUUUUUACCAUAAAAACAAUAUCGUAACAUUAUCUGGGCUAAAACAUAUAGUACAAAUCUAGGAAAAAAUUUUUAAACUGCAAAAACAUACUGAUACGAAUAAUUGCUAACGUUGGAUUCAGAGAUCACACAAAGUCCUUAUGUUUUAAGCUGAAAUUAUUGACUGUUUGUGACAUAAAUAAAUACAAAACUGGAGCCUUUAAAUUUAGAUGCAUUAACUAGUAACUACCCUCGUACUCUUCCACCGAUCUUCCAAACCUAUACUUUGUUCAUAAUGAUCAAAUUCACAACUAUAUAAUACCAGAACUGCCAGCAAACUACUUGUCACUCAAGUAAGAACCACAACUAGAAAAAUGCCCCUAAGACGUACAAAACGGGACCAUAUUCGGGAAUUCGCUUGAUGACAAUGUCACUCUGUCAAAAACAUUAAAAUCAUUUCAAAAAAAGCUCAAAUAUUUAUUAAUAUUUGAUGAAACGAAGAAAAGCUGAGUUAAUUGGUUUAUAUUGGAUAAGAAACCCUGCUAAAUUUCUACUCGACCUUCGUAAAAUUGGUGAUUGGCAUUCUCUACAAACUCCCUGGAAUUUCUUCUACCAAUCUUCAUCCAUAUUACCUUUUACUCUUUCCUUCUAUUUUAUAAGUACUGUUUAAUAAAUGAGAAGGAUUGUUUUAUUACGUUUAAAGCAACGAGCGCCCAGGGCGAGUGGCUUUAGACCUAAUAAAACUUGUCAUAUCUUAGCUUGGUCUGUUUCUGUUGAAUAUCGGUCAGGUCGAUUGCAAUUCAAACAAUGGAUAAUGAAACUUUUGUCAUUUCAUUAUGUAUUGUCUUAAUUGCAUUCGACGCGACCAAAAUUCGACGUAUAAAGUAAGCCUAACAUGCUUUUCUUUACAUGAUAAUAAUUAUGAAUAUUUGCGUGGUUUAUUGAAGUGAAAUUUACCAAUUUUAGUCAUAAAGGGGGUUAAUUUUAAAUGGUUUUAGACCCAACUCUCAACGGUGAGAAUAUGCGAUUCUGACUAUAACAUUUUUCUAUCGGAUUCGUAUUAACAUUUUGCUCAUUUUUUAUCCAUUUGACAUGAAGAACAUAAUCAUUCAACUACUAAAAGCCUAGUCUUUCCAAAUAUGAAAAAUUCUCUGUCAUACGCAGAGUAAUUCAAAUGUAAUAGAGCGUUGAAGUUCGAUUAUCUUUUUGUGAUACCCUGUAUAUAUCCGCCCGGCCCGGAAUAGUCUCGUUAUUCUAAUAUUAACGUUCUAGUCAAGCAUAACUAAUCAAACUAUGAUCAUAUGGGUGGUGUCACGUAACGAAGUAAAUGUACUUCGUUACUGUACUUGAAUAUUGUUUUUGAGAAGUCAGCAUGUAACAAAGUAUACUUUCUCUGGAGUACUUUUACUUGGAACGAAGUCGUUUUAAGAAGUAAAGUUUUACUUCGUCAUUUUCAUUUUGUAGCGAAGUAUUUCGUUACUUUCUAACUUUUGUUUAAUUUUACGUGAUUUAUUUCGGAAUUCUCUUAAUUUUGGGAUGGGUAAUGGGACCUCUACAUGCGUCUGGGAUCUCUCGUUUGUGGCUUACUUAUAAGCAUUAUCUAUUUAAUUAAUGGAUUUCUUAUACCUUCAACGGGGUCCGGAAAGUACAUCAUGUCGUGAAAUAUUGUAUAUAUUAGGUGCACACAUAUAAUGCAUGUGUUGUUUUGUGUCUUUUCAAAGUUAAUCCAUUGGAGAAGUCCCCCCUCCCCCUACACGCUACAGACAAUAGUACUUUACUUUUAAUUUUCACUUCAAGUAUUUUUUAAGGAUACUUUGUACUUUUUAGUAAAUUGUAAUCUGCAUAGUGGGUAAGUCGCGGUGUGUAAACAUUCAGUACUUUUAUAGUCACGAUUAAAAUCGUAGUAUAUAAGUUGUUAUAACUAAUUUGUUAUUACCUGUUCUUUAUCUGUAUUUAUAUUUAACGUCUUUUUAGGGGUUAGGUGUCAACUGGGACGAGAGUCCUGUUCCUUUCCCCUGUCACGAUUUGUCUAAUCUGUCUUUAUUUGUCUUUAAUUAGUUUGUAUUAUGUAUAAAGUGACAAAUUCAUUAUAUUAUUAUUAUUAUUAUAUUAACAAAGUUUUGAACAAAUUUUGUAAACUUUUUUUAUCGUGAAGUUACAGCAGGCAAUGGCAGAUAUUCAUCAAGUAGUUAGUAACACCGUUCUUGUUCUUGUUUUUGUUUUUGUUCUUGUUCUUGUUCUUGUUCUUGUUCUUGUUCCUGUUCCUGUUCCUGUUCCUGUUCCUGUUCCUGUUCCUGUUCCUGUUCCUGUUCCUGUUCCUGUUCCUGUUCCUGUUUCUGUUUCUGUUUCUGUUCCUGUUCCUGUUCUUAUUCUUGAUAUUGUUGUGGAUAGUGUUGUUGUUUCUGAUGUUGCUGUUGCGGUUGUUGUACCUGUUGCUAAUGUUGUGAUGCUGUUUUAGUGGAUGUUGUUGUUCCUGUUAUUGCAACUGCUGCUUUGUUGGGCAUUUUGUUGUUCAAUUGCAAGCUGUUACAAUUGUUAAUGCCGUUUUUGUUGUUUUAAUUAUUUUAGGUGAUGUUGCUUCCAUGUUGGUAGCUGUGGUUGUUACUCAAUCUAACGGUACAAACGAACUAAUAUUUUAAAUAUUCUGUUCAUAGACAAAACCACUCAGUGCUCGAAAGACAAUUUGACGGUUGCGGACAACAGUGGUCAUAGCCACACAAUAUGUGGCCAUGCGUCAUCUGCAGGCUGCCGGGAUACCUACAAUGAUAGUGAUGUCUCAUUUCAUUUUACAACUGACGGGAGUGGCUCUGGAAACGGAUUUCUGUUGACCUACAAACUGAUUGACAAACCAACCUCGAGUAAGUACGAUCAGUGACAAACUAAGCGGCAUUACAGUAAUUAUUGCGGAAACCAUUUUCGGGCUUCCAUUUAUAACAGUGUUUCUACACUGAAGGAUUAUCAACCUGUUUAAAGAAUUUCAAUUUAGCGCGAUAUACAAAAAGUGUGUUUAUUAAGUAUUACAGUAUUGCGGCGGAACAGGUUUUGUUGUUGGUUUUUUUGUGUUUUUUUUUUUGGGGGGGGGAUGGUGAACAAACUAUCCGCCAUAUUGCGCACGGAACUUUUCGGAUAAGUACAAACACGCCACAGAAGACAUCCAAUUGUUAAAGAAGAUACAACAGUCACAGUAGUAGGCCAGUAACGUAGGAAGGUAUUUAAUCUCAGGAGGGCUGAGAACUAGGUGAUUGCGGGGUAUCAUUCCCGGAAAUAAAUUGAGGCUUGGAAAUGCCAUUUCCUUCACAUUUUGUACGGUGUCCACGACCUUUAAAAAUCCUGCAAAACAUUUGAAUUUGUAAAAAGAAAAUCCAGGUUUGGAAAGUCCGCGAAAAUUAGUAAAAGUGGAGUCCUACAACUUUUUCCAGCUGUGCGGAUAACCUGGAACUGUAUUUCAAGGAUUGAUUUUGAAUAAAUAGUAAUGUUUCAAAAAAGGAAUUUUAGGUUCUUAAAUUGACUGGAAAAAAGCCUUGAAGGUCCUGGAAAAGUUCUCAAAUUUCUAGCCUUCGAAAGAAGGCCUUCGCCUGGAGUUACUAUUGGGAUAAAUUACAUGAACUUUUAUACUAAGAAUAUAAAAGCGAUCGCGUGAUAAAAAUAAACCAAUUAGAUGGAUUUUGUCAAAACAAUGUAACUGUAUAAACAAAAAAUUUAAAUCACAUUACAGUAUAUAUUAAAUUAAUACAAGCAUACGGAAAAAUGCAGCAGAUACAACCAAUAUAUUUGGUUGUAUUCUCCUUAUAUUUUCAGUUAGUUCCAUGCCCACCAACAAAACUUGUUCCUACCUUGAAUCCUCAUAUUCUGAGUUUCGCCACCCGAACGUCUUUGCUAAACGGUUGAUAUUUGCACCCAAUACAAAUAUUUGCUUCAUAAUUGGUUAUGCAUAGUCAGUUUAAAUGAUUUGUUUGGGGGGGCUAAUAUCGCAAGCAAAUUAGGAUAGUAGAACUAACUGGUGAAAGAGAACGCUCCCAUAAUUUCAAUAUUUAGAUAUAAUUAAAUAUUGGAAAUUCAUGCAUGCAACAACCGCUCACCUAUACUUUCGAAACAUUGAUUAACAUGAAGUAGCCUAUUAGUAUUUUCCCUACAACGAACCCAGGCUGGCAUUCCUCAUCAAAUGUUGCCAAAGCAAAACGAUAAUUUUUAAUUUUUCAAUUAUAUUUAUUUUGUACAAAUUGGCAAAAAUAAUUGAAAUAUUAGAAAUUUUAAUGUAUUACAAUACUUUUAACUAUGCAAGAAUGAAUUUCAGACAAUUAUACCCGGUAGUCAAACCCCGUUAAGUAACUAUGCUGCGAGCAUCUCCUCGAUAUUAAGCUCCUUUAUUAUAACUAAUAAAUACAUUUAAUGAUCUCACAUGAUGCUUAACAAUGCUGGGGUUAGCAUGCAGCAUUACAGUAUACAAAUAUUUAAUGUUUAUGAGUGCAUAUGACGUACAUCGAUAUAUAUAUAUAUAUAUAUAUAUAUAUAUAUAUAUAUAUAUAUAUAUAUAUAUAUAUAUAUAUGUUGAGUUGUGUAAUUGUACACUCCGUAAUAUGUUAAGUGUCUUUCGGCAAAAUGUCCGGCCACCGAAAAUCAACCCCCGACACCUAAAAAUACAAAAUGUUUCUGGGCCAGACAAGUUCCACUUUUCUCUUUCUUUUGAUGACCCCUACACUGACAAGUUCUUAAAAGAGGCUCUGAAUACACGACCAUAUCAUGGAAACUGCCUGACCACCGAGGAUCAACAUUCAAAACUAUACCUCUCCUAUAUUGCGUACUGAUUUACAUUGAUUGCGUAUUUCAUCUUGUAACUAAAAUGAUCGACCGUGCGGGUUUUCUUGAGACUGUGCAAUGCAUGGGGAUGUGUGUACCAUCCACACAAUCAAAUGCUAUUUAUUUUCCUUUUGGUUAAUCAAUUGACUCAUUUCCUGUUCUGAUGAAGGAAGUGGGAAAAGGUCAGGCUUUUCAACCAAAACAUAUAUGACCACUAUAUUGGUAAUUUUGUUCACGUUGCCUUUUAGGCAGCGAUCAUAAAUUUUUAUAUUACUGUUUUACUUUGACGCUGGGAGGGUGGGGCAGAGAGAGCCAGCUCUUAAGCUAGUUGCAUGCAUAGAGAUUAUUUGAAAACAAAUAUUUUCAAAUUUAUAUAAUAUAAAAUUUUAGAGAUAUAUAGUUUAGAAAUUUAACUGUACAUGUUGUACUUGUCUUUCUCACAGGCGAAGCCAUCAAUAUCUGUCCCACAAAGGAGAUUACAGCAUCCAGGGGACAGAUUAGGUCGCCUAACUAUCCAAGCAACUACUGCUCACACACUGAUUGUACCCUCACAAUCAAACAGCCCUUGGACACAAACUUUACUUUCACUUUCACCAAGCUUGAUAUUGAGAGUGAUCAUAAUGACGGUAGGUAACAUAAUUUAUGUUAAACUUUAUGGAAUGUUUUAAAUCUGCGCAGCUAAUUGGGAAACUCCGACGACUGAGAUUUGCAUGUAAUAGGCAAUUCCAGCUUUAAAUUUAUGCGCGCAGGGGGUGACGGGAAGUAAGGUAUCAUAUUGCUGAUUAGGAAGAAAAAAUAAAAAUGGCGGCCGUGUAAACACGGAGCUGCUUAAAAUACUUGUAAAUAUUGGAUUAUUUCGGUUGUUUUUUUUGUUUAUAACUACUCCAAAUGGCUGGUCAAGGUAUGUUUUGGUUGUUAUUGAUGGUCUAUCCGACUUAAUGGAUGAAAUAAUAUGCUCAACGUCAACAAAUACUUCAUCUGAACCUUUUUGCGACGAAAUUAUUAAAACACUUCCGAAAAAAAAAGCUCGAGGUGGUGGUACAGCUUGUUGUGUCCCUGCUUGUAGCAAUAGUACGAGACGAAAUCCAUCCUUGUCUUUUCACAGAUUCUCUAAAGACCAAACGUUAAGAAAUACAUGGAUAGAUAGGAUUGAACGGAGCGAAUUCACGCCAAACGACCAUCAUCGUGUGUGUUCGGAACAUUUCCCUGAUGGCAAAAAGACCUACUUAAACAACAUACCAACCGGUACCCAUGUAGAUCAAACGCCAAACCUGCUUCAUCAAACAACAGUUCUCGCAGAACUAAGCAAUAACACAAACCAAAUUAACAUUGCAAUUGAAGUGGAUAAAGUCAACGAAGUACAAUCAAUACCGCAGCAAAAAAUAUCGAGCUAAUUGAGGAGAAUAUUCAGGAUAGAGUACAACGUCUAGAAGAUGAGUUGGCCAACUUGAAAGAAAAGUAUGAAAGGGAUACCACUUCACUUAAAGAUGAUCUUAAACGCAAAUCAUUCUCAAUUGACCGUUUUAAAAGCUCUGAUACUCACUUUGAAUUUUACACUGGUUUCCAAAAUUAUGACAGAUUCAAAGUUUUUUAUAAUUUCCUUAGUCCUGCAUGUACGAGACUAUCAUAUAGAGGAUCCAACAAUGGCAAGAUUGAAUCUGCAGAGCAGCAAAAACGUGGCCGCAAACGAUUCCUAAGCCCAGAGGAAGAAUUGUUUCUUGUUCUUACCAAAUUAAGAUGUGGUUUGCUUGAGAGAGACCUUGCUGCAAGAUACAACAUUUCUGUGUCACAAGUCAGUAAUAUAUGGAUAACUUGGCUGGAUUUCCUAUAUCAAAGAUUACAAUCGAUUCCUAUUUGGCCUUCCAGAAAACAUGUUGAUGCUACAAUGCCAGCAAGUUUCAAGGAAAAUUUUCCACAGACAAGGGUAGUCAUUGACUGCACGGAGAUGUUUAUUGAGAUGCCAUCUGCACCAGUUACUCAAGGAGUCACAUUCUCCUCAUAUAAGCACCACAAUACUGCUAAAGGACUUGUUGGCAUUUCACCUGCAGGAACUCUCACGUUUGUGUCAGAACUUUAUGCUGGGAGGACAUCAGAUAAAGAGCUAACAAAGGAUUGUGGGAUUCUUAAAUUGCUAGAGGAAGGAGAUCAGAUUAUGGCAGAUAAAGGUUUUCUUAUUGAGGAUUGUCUGCCAGAUGGAGUCACAUUAAACAUCCCCCCUUUUUUGAAAGAUCAGAAUCAGCUAUCCAUUGAAGAUGAGGUGAAGACAAGGAGAAUUGCUAAGGAAAGGAUACAUGUGGAGAGAGCAAUAGAGAAGAUAAAAAAAUUUCAGAAUUCUACAGCAUGCGCAGGUAAUAUCUCUAAGUAUGGCAGCAGAUAUCAACAAGAUAUGGAUUGUUUGUAGCUACCUUACCUUAUUUUUUAAACCUCUUGUUGUGUCAGCUCAAUCUCAUUGAGUGCAUGUUGAAUUUACUCAAUAGUUACAUCUUCUGAGUAAAUAUUUUAACCCAUUAGGUCCAGUGCAAUUUAUUUGGUCAUAAAACUAAUAGCUGCCAAUUUUUGGGUUUCAUAUGACAUCACAAAGGUGACGAGGAGUCAACUCGAAAACAAAACACAGUUAUCACAGUAAGUUGAUUGUUUGUUUUAUGUAUUAGCUUUAUGUUUGGUGGCAAAUAUAUGGAAUUUCGUAUCAGGGUGUUAGCCAGGAUUUCCAAAGUGGCCGUGCAAAAUAAUUUUGUGGCCGUGGCAACAUAUUGUUGUGGGCGUGGUCACAUGUUUUGGGCGUGGCCACAAUUUUCUGUUGUUGAGGAAUUGUGGUGUUUUAUUCGUUGAACCUUUUUACUUUUAGUUUUAGAUGCACAUUCCGUCAUUAAAUUAGUAAAAGUACAUGUAUGAUAUGAUCACUACCAUAACUGUAGCAUGGCGCUCGAGCGAUAAAGUGAUUGCUGUUUUUCAAAAAAGCAGUUUCACAUUAUUCCCCUUGAUACUUCAUGCGAGAAUCAUUAAAAUGGUUACAAAAACAUGGCAUGUUUUACAAAAAUAUGGCGAGAAGUAUUCAAGAAAUAUUACAAAGCUAGUAGGUUGCUAUUUAAAGAAAAUAUUCUCUUAGGCCGUCCAUGACCGUCCAUUAAAAUUUAGCCGUCCAAAUUCAGAAGUGGCUGUCCAUAGGACGGUCGGACGGCCGCCUGGCUAACACACUGUUUCGUAUCAUUUUCUCACUCCAGUACAGAAUAAACAUUAAUACAUUUGAGGCUGACCACCCGUCAGAUGCACUGCAUAAUGCCAUAGUGAAACCCCAGAAUAGAAGCUUUAGGUAGAUUUUGUGUGUGCAUGAAAAGACAAUUAUAAGUAAUAGCAUGGCUUGAGGGAGAUUAGUGAUUAAAUGGCCCCGUAACCCGAGGCAGGUUUGCGAAUUCCGCAAACCUGCCGAGGGUAAGGGGUCAUUUAAUCACUAAUCUCCCGAAAAGCCAUGCUCUAUUAGUUUGUAAUAGCAUAGUUGCGCUCCCAUUUAAAAAUGGACACUGAAACAUGCCCUACUUGGAAUCAGCGUAUUUAAGCUAAAACAUUUGCUUCAUUGCUUGUGGGAUGUAAAAGCUUGUUGCACAUGCGCACUUUUUACGAUUUAAUCGGUUACGCAUGCGCAAUCUAUCAUUUAACGUACCACAACAAAAACGCUAAAUAUAUUAGUAUAAAUUUGGAGACUGCACGUGCAUAAUUUAAAUGAUGCAGCAACUCAGGGAUCGGAUGAUAGACUAUUGACGGCUCUGAGCUAACUGUUGCUGUUCCUUGCACGAUUAUGUGCGUGUGAGGCACUUGCCUAAUGCGUAGUCGUCAGGGAGACAAAGGUGUGACCCUUGGUAACGGGCGAUUAGUUCUAAUAAUUCUAUUAGUCUCGGCCUAUGCUGGACCAUGAAUCUAUUGUAAUAAAUUUCAUAAUGUAAAUACUAUGGCCCAAUGUAAUAUAUAGAAUUGUUUAUUAGAAUAUUAUAUUGAGUACCAGUAAUGUUAAAUAUAUUUACAAUAUCAAUAAUUUAUUGAACAAAUUUACUAUUUAUUAACAAUAUUCACUGAAUUAAUUUAUUUAAUAAGCUUUUGUAAUAGAUUAAUUUAAUAUAAAUAUUAAAUAUAACAUAAAUUAUAAUUUAUUUUAUUUAAUAUCAGUACGAUUUGAUUUAUAUCAAAUAUUGAAAAUAGAAACGG
Molecule: messenger RNA, 14105 nt
Organism: Paramuricea clavata
Lineage: Eukaryota; Metazoa; Cnidaria; Anthozoa; Malacalcyonacea; Plexauridae
Source: the annotation of a GenBank genome assembly